UUUCUCCCUCUCAAACACACGCUCUCUGUCUUUCACACACAUACACACACACACGCUCUCUGGGCACUGGCGCGUGUUGGGGAAGACGACUCAGAAGCAUAGCGACACAUAACGGCUAGUGAGGGAGUUGGGCGCGUGACGACAGGAGAGCAACAGACAGAGAGAGAGACCUUUACUGGACUGGGAUAUAUUCAUACUGGGAGAGGCAGACCUCGUCAUGGCAACCAACCAACCUCUCUAAGGAUUAAACUUCUCUUCCUCCAAAUGACUUAAUCCUCCAUCCUCUUUUUUGUUCAUCCAUUCUCCAACAUCCACCCGUCCGUUUUCUCCCUCCCCCCCCACAAUCUUUUUUCUUUUUUCGGUUGUUGCUGCCGGCAAGAGAUCGCUGUGAGGAUUUAUACCAACAGUUAUUUUUGGUCGCUUCCUUUGUAUUUUGCUGUGAAUUUUUUGUCUGUUGGGUUUUGUUCUGGGUCGUUGGUGGUUUUGCUCUGGGUGCUUGGUGGUUUUCUGGUGUUUUGAAAGGGCUGUGUACAUCUUCUUUGCCGCUCUCAAGACGAGAUGGCUGGCAUCGUGGCGCCCUGAUGCUAGAACUCGUCUAGAGAGGGUGGACGCGGGACACUUCGUCAUGCCCCGCCCACUCCACUCUGCCGGGCCCCCCGAUUGGCGCCAGGGGAGGACCACGCCCACCAGACCCGUUCUGCUCUGUAUGGUGUGUGUCUUAUCAUCCCUGGUAGACCCAACCGCUGCCUGUCCUCCUUUGUGUCUGUGCAACGCCACCGACGUGGACUGCAGUGGGCGCGGCCUCCACGCCAUGCCCGCCCUCAGUCAGCUCCCGGUGUCCACUCGCACUCUCCUGCUACCCAACAACCGCCUCUCCACCCUGGGGGCCGGGGCCUUCUCCAACCUCACCGCCCUGGAGCGACUGGAUCUCUCCAACAACUAUCUGGAUAACCUGCCGCCCGGGCUGUUCCGGGACCUGGGGAACCUGGCAGAGCUCACCCUGCACAACAACAGCCUCACGGCCCUCGACAGGGAUCUCUUUCAGGGAUUGGUGGAGCUGAGGAAGCUGGAUGUGUCCCUCAACGGGCUGUCUGAGGUCCCGCUGGGCCUGCUGGACGAGCUCCGGAGCCUAACGUGGCUCUCCCUGGCCGGGAACAGGCUCCAUGCCCUGGAGAGGGCGGCAUUUGAGCCCCUGGCGAACCUUCAGUACCUCCAGCUGGGGGCCAAUCCCUGGGAGUGCGACUGCAACCUGAGGGAGUUCAAGCACUGGAUGGAAUGGCUUCUUUAUAGAGGGGGCCAGGUGGACGCGGUGGAGUGCAUCCUGCCCAAGGACCUGCGAGGGCGGGACAUCCGCGGCGUGCCGGUGGAGAUGUUCAACUACUGCCUCCAGCUGGAAGACGAGAACGGGGGAGGAGGCGGGGCAGGGGCGGGCACGCGGAGCGGAGGCCGAGAAGGGCCGCAGCUACCCUGCGGCCGCGCCACAAGCACCGGCAACGCGGCCCCGACCCCCGUGUCGGAGGCGGCCGAUCAGUCGCCCGUGCCGGACUGCGGGCGGCGGCGCUACCAGCCGGUGAGCGUGCGGCGGGCCAUCGGCACCGUGGUGAUCGCCGGCGUGGUGUGCGGAAUCGUCUGCAUCAUGAUGGUCGGCGCAGCGGCCUAUGGAUGCAUCUACGCCUCGCUCAUGGCCAAGUACCAGCGAGAGCUGAAAAAGAGGCAGCCCCUGAUGGGCGAUGGUGAGGGAGACGCGGACCCAGAGGAGAAGCAGAUCUCCUCUGUUGCGUAGACGGGGAGG
Messenger RNA from Esox lucius (northern pike), 1792 nucleotides. RefSeq names its product leucine-rich repeats and transmembrane domains 2a (gene lrtm2a). Lineage: Eukaryota; Metazoa; Chordata; Actinopteri; Esociformes; Esocidae. Gene Ontology annotation, molecular function: protein binding. The transcript has 4 exons. Bases 626 to 1783 code for a protein of 385 amino acids. Gene Ontology annotation, cellular component: postsynaptic density membrane; plasma membrane; GABA-ergic synapse. Gene Ontology annotation, biological process: positive regulation of synapse assembly; regulation of presynapse assembly; axonogenesis. The record is from RefSeq and is a predicted model, not a curated record.